This is a messenger RNA of Histoplasma capsulatum G186AR, 1140 nucleotides long. Its product is annotated as 20S proteasome subunit. Lineage: Eukaryota; Fungi; Ascomycota; Eurotiomycetes; Onygenales; Ajellomycetaceae. The coding region runs from base 86 to 868 and encodes 260 amino acids. The transcript has 3 exons. The record is from RefSeq and is a predicted model, not a curated record. Gene Ontology annotation, cellular component: proteasome core complex.
CAACUCUCGUCAACUACGCUUAUAUAUCUCUACAAUUUCAAAAUCAGAGAUCUUACUUGCAGUAGCAGUUCCACAUCGACCCAUCAUGAACCACUUCCCUCAAGCAUGGGGACGACCCAGCAACGACGUCUACGGCUCUUACGACCAUUCAUAUCUCCAAACCUCCGCUCCUCAGACACAUACACAGUCACCGACAGUAACAGGAACAUCAGUAAUCGCCGUCAAGUUCAACGGCGGCGUAGCAAUUGCAACAGAUAAUUUAGCAUCCUACGGUUCCCUCGCCCGGUUCACGGACAUAAAACGCCUACGCUCCUUCGACAACUCCACCGUCAUUGGUUUUGGCGGCGACGUGUCCGAUAUGCAAUACAUCGACCGCGUCCUAAACUUCCUGAGUAUCGAAGAAAACUACUCAACCUACGGCCAUUCCCUCAACGCGCAGAACCUGCACACCUACCUAUCGAAAAUGAUGUACAGGCGACGGUCGGAAUUCAACCCUUUGUGGAAUGUCAUCCUCGUUGCAGGCUUUGACGGCGAGGAGAAGCCCUUCCUCAGCUCCGUCGAUCUGCUGGGCAACACAUACUCUGCGCCGCACCUGGCUACGGGAUUUGGAGCGCAUCUGGCCAUCCCAGUAUUGCGGAGGCUGUUUCCGGAGGAGGUCCCACUGGAGAAUGUCAAAGAGGAGCAGGCGGUUAGGGCGCUGCAGGAAUGUAUGAAGGUGUUGUUCUAUCGUGAUGCGAGAAGUACUGAUCGGUACUCGAUUGCGGUAGUGAAGAAGGAUGGAGUGGAGAUGAAGGAGAAUGAGCGGUUGGAGAACCAGAGCUGGGCAUUUGCGGAAGGUAUUAUAGGGUAUGGAAGGGCAACUAAUUGAGCUGAGUAACUUGUUGGGGAAGAUGAAAUGAUGGAUGGGACGGGGUUGAGACAGGUUGAGACGGGGUUUCUGAUCUUAUUUCCUUAAGAUGUUGAUUUGUACUUGAUUCGAGCUUUUCCGUUUUGAAGCAACUUGAUUUAGUCUCGCUCUAUGUGGGUAUAUGAGCUGUCUCUAGAUCUACUGAUGCUCUUUGCUGGAGCUAGAUGUCUUAAUCCCUCUACGGCUGUGAUACUUACUGACUGCAAAUCACUGUAACUGGCCUCCUCAUGGAA